AUGUCUCAGCCGGGAAGUCCCACAGGAGUGGGGGCUACCCAAGGAGAGGAAAUGUUACUGAGGCUGCUUCAAGGGCAGCAAGAGCAGCUUCAGAGGCUGCAAGAGAUGAUGGGAGCCCAGGUUCAUGGGCAACAGCAGCUUGCAGCUGCAACGCAGAGCUUUGCUUCGGCUAGCUCGGCCACAAAGGGACGUGGCUUGAUUGAUGUGAAAGCUGUGGGGCGACCGAGCCAGCUGGGCGGUACAUUGGAAGAAGCGUCGCGAAAUUGGCGCCAAUGGUCGUAUCGUCUUGAGCUUUGGCUAGCCUCGCAAUUUCCGGAUGCUAGGAAGAUCCUUGCUUGGGUCAAGGAAAAGGGUGAUACCGAGAUUCCUUUGGCAAGCCUGGAGUCGACUUCGAUUACGGGCGUUGCCAAGGAAGCGGUGCUGGAAUUUAAUCGCCAGCUUGAGGUGGUGCUUGGGACGCUUACCAGCGAUGCGCCUGGGGACAUCACGAUGAAUAGUUCGACUGGGUCAGGUUUGGACAUGUUCCGGAGGCUGCACGCCCGCCUGGAUCCAUCGGAUAUGGUCACCAGCAUGAGGUGGCUAAGGUCACUUAUGAGCACUUCGGCGGUGGACUCCGUCACCGACCUGGUGCCAGCCAUUGAAAAAUGGGAGGAUGCUCACCGGCGGUACAGCCAGCGAAAGGACUGCGCACCUUUGACGGAGCAGCAGAAGAUGGUUUCUUUGAUCGGCCUCGCGCCGUCUGAGCUUCAGGGCCACCUGGAGCUAAACCUGGGAAGGCUCAGCAGCUAUGAGUUGCUGAGGAGAGAAAUGGUGUCCUUUGCGGAUACCAAGCGGGCCUUUACGGCCACGGACGGUGCUGUGCCAAUGGAGGUGGAUGCUUUGAAGGGUGCCAAAGGACCGAAGGGAAAAGGAAAGAAAGGAGACAAAGGAAAGGACAAGGCUCAAGCGGGCAAGGGUAACAAGAACCGGCCAAAGGGCCGAGCCAACGAGCUUGACGGCACGGAGGGCGGCGCCAUGGAUGGGGCCGGCGAUGCCGAAUAUGAAGCCGAAGAGCCUGAUGAGGAAGCCGAGUUGGGCUUUAUAGGGGCUCUGGAUGGCGAGGGCGAAGCUGACCCUGAUGGGGACCCUGCCGAUGGCAGGGAAGAUGGAAGCGGAGGUGAUGGAGCGCUUCGUUCCUCACCUGGUGGCGACACCUCUGGGGCCGGGUCCACGGAUCCCCCGGCACCCAAGGCUAAAGCCAAGGCGGGAUCAGCCAGUUCCACCCCAGUGGGCCUAAGGAUGGCCGAUAUGAGUGUGCUGAACAAGCUUCAGGAAAGGCGAAGGGAGCUUGAAGCUCAGAUCGCCGAGGUGGAAGCAAAGGGCAGUGAAGGUGACCAAGGGGAGCUCACCAUGCACCGGCUGAUGCUGGAUAUGGUUAAGGGUCAGAUCAAGAGGGCCCAGGAGCUCAAAAGGAACCGAGAAGAAAGGAUCUCGGCUAGGCUUCAGGCCGACCUGAAUGCGGGUCACAACCCGCGGCUGGCAAAGCGGAAAGAAAAGAGCCGCCAGAGAGCGGCCAAGCACCGGCAAAGCCUCAGGCUAGGGCAAGCCAAGGCACGAGUUAGAAGGGAGGAAGCCCUGGAGAAGAGGUUCAACAUACCCGAGAGGGCACGCAAGCAGGAUGAAUAUCCGUUGCUGCCCAGUGCUGGGUCCAAGGUAGCUGCACCACCCUCUCGCCGGGAAAAGGCUAUGAUGAGGGGCGAAGGCGAGGACCGCGAGCACUCUGGGGAUGAGCUCGACGAGCCCAAGGAAAGGGACUGGAGUGCCAAGCCUCGGCGGCUGACGCCAGAGGGCCGCGAAGGCAAGAGGCUGCGAGAGCAGAAAAGGAAGAAAAGAAGGGCUCAGGAGAUGAAGGAAGAAGCGGGUGGUGGACCGCCUCGGUCCCCACCGGCGGGGGUUCGCGGAACCGACCGGCCCAGUGAGCCGAAGGGGCCACCGCCUAAGCUGAGGCCGACCCCUAAGGUUCGGGCGACGCCCAAAGAGCCGAGUACUCCGCCACCGGGCCAUGAGUCGAGAAGGAAGAAGAAGGAAGAGGAAGAAGAGGACCUGGUGGAGAUGGUCUUCACCUUCAUCGACGGCUCGGGGGUUGUGGUGCGAAGAAAGGGCAUCUCCGAGCUCACCCUCAGCCAGAAAAGAAAGGUGGAGGAGGCAAUCGCCUCUGCACCUUGGAGGGCCGAGCCCAAGUCCCGAGGCAGGCCCCAGCUGAACAAGUACAGCCAGAUGUUCUCGAGGUUUGUGAACUACCUCACCAGCCCUGCCAGAGAAGCAGAUCCGCCGCAGGGGGGCACGGUGGGCGAAACAAUCGCCAACCGGGACCUGGAUGAUGACAGCGACUGCCACUCGUGCCACAGCAGGCGUGCGAAGACGACCGAGCCUGCAGACCGCUUUUACAAGAAGCGGCGGGCAGCAAGGGCCAAGCAAAAGGCCAAAGAGCUCCUGAGCGAAGACGAGGAAGAAGACCAAAGGGGUUACGAUGACCCCGACACAGACUCAGACCCCGGCCACCGACCUUUGGACCGUGGGCCAAGGAGCCCACCAGGCGGUGGGGAAGGAGCCAAGGAGGCCGUGGUGUACUCCUUUGAGCCAGGGUUUGGUGGGGCCGCUUCGGCUACCACCAUCCAAGUGAUCCUGGAUAGUGGGGCGAGCCACAAUGUGAUCCCACAGGAGUGGGUGAAGCACCUGGAAUGGGGACCCGCCGAAGGACCGGCAGGCUUCCGCACCGCAGACGGAAGCUGGCUGCCAAACCUCGGUACGGCCGUGGUGUCUUUGAGGUCGACCGAAGGGUUUUCCUUUAAGGUCCGGUUUUGCGUGGCCUCGGUGCAGCGUGCGCUUCUCAGCGCGACCCAAGUGCUGAAGCUUGGGCACACGAUCGUCCUGAAAGGAUCGAGAGCAGUGAUCCGUGUGAAAGGAAGCGAGGAGAAAACUUUGGUGUUCAAGAUCCUUGGGUCGCCUAAGGCGACGUUUGCUUUCAAGGGUUUCCCGCGGCACUGCCCGGAGGAGUGCAGGUCUAACUCGGGCAAGAAUCGAUCUGGAUCCCUUUAUGUGGGUGAAGCCGGCGGUGCUGAUCCACCAAGGGAGGAAGCUGCUUCAGCGUCCUCCCAGCCACAGGUCGAUGAGGGUCAGUCUGCUCAGCCGUUGGCCCGGCCAGACCGACCAACGCCCGAGAUGAUAGCAGCUCAUGAGGUCUCCCACGUUCCAUACAGGAGUUGGUGCAGAGCCUGCGUUGCAGGUCGUGGUCGAGCUUACCAGCACAAAGCCUCGGGUCAGGAGUCCACGGUGCCUGUCAUCAGCAUGGACUACCUCUACUUCAAUGAGAGGACCGAUGGCGCUGGACUGCCCACCAUAGUCCUUCGCGAUCGCCACUCGAAGGCUAUCUUCUCGCACCUCCUCCCGUGCAAGGGGACGACUGGGUCUACGCACCCUGCGCGGGCUAUCUUGAAGGACCUUGAGUUCCUAGGGUACAAGAAACUGGUUCUGAAGAACGACCAGGAAGCUUCUAUCAAAGCUCUAUCUCUAGCUGUCCGCAAUGGCUUCAGUGGGGAGAUUGUUCCGGAAGAGUCACCAAAAGGGGACCACCACGGACAGAGCAAUGGGGAAGCUGAAAGGUCCGUUCAGACAGUGCAGGGUUUAGUGCGGACCCUGAAGGCCAGUUUGACUGAGAAGGGCAUUACCCUUGAACCCACCUCAGCCGUGUUUGCCUGGAUGAUUGAAUAUGCCGGUGUGCUGCACACCCUGUUCAGUCAAGAGCUCCAUGAAGGGUUGACGCCUUUUCAGCGAAUAAAAGGGCGCAAGUGGCAAGUGGCUUUGCCAUGCUUCGGUGAAGCUGUGGACUACCGCCGCAAUACGCGCUCAAAGCUGGAUUCGCGAUGGCAAUCUGGAGUUUAUCUGGGCCUACGUCUGCAAAGCACGGAGAAGAUCGUGGGGACCCACCAAGGGAUCUUUGUGGUCCAGAGCAUCAAGCGGAAACCCGAGGGCCAACAAUGGGAUUCCGACUUGGUCAAGGCAGUUCGUGGAUUGCCCUGGAAGACCUCACCGGACGAGACUGGAGAUGGUGCUCGACUACCCGAGCCACUGACCGUUCGAGCUCAAGUUGAGGAGGGACUGCCUCCACCUGCUCGCGAACUGGUUAAGCCCGAGGUAGCACCCUUCAGACGUACCUACAUCCGCCAGUCUGACCUAGACAAGUUUGGGUAUACGGCUGGUUGCGAGGCAUGCUCAGCAAUCCGUGAGGGUCGAAGGAGAACGGGCAUCAACCACACCGAGCACUGCCGCUCAAGGAUCAUGGAAGCCCUAAAGGAGUCAGAAAGCGGAAAGGCCCGACUGGAACGCGAAGAGCAGCGUGAGAGUGAAUUCUUCGAUAAGGUGAACAAGGCAGAAGAGAAGAAGAGGAAGGUGAGUACUGAGCAGGAGGCGUCCUCUUCCACAGACCCUCCAGCGGCCCAACCUUCCAGACCUCUGACCAUUGCUCGCCAACCGCCUUUGAGGCCAGAGGUUCCGAGCGAACCUAGCUCUCUGCCACCUGGUGGUGCGGCUGCUUCAGCUGCGCCCAGUGGGGGCCAGAAGAGAAAGAGUGAAGGCGGGGGGGACGAAGGUCGUGCCGAGCUGGCACCUCCUGACGCAAGGUCCGAAGGUCAGAAGCGAAAAUCACCUGAGAAUGCCGAAGGCAUGAUCGAAGAGCUCAUUCUUCAAGAGCGCGAAGGUUUCAUUGCCAGUAUCGAAAACGAGGAACAACCCACGUGCGACUUAGAGGACGACUUGUGGGAGGAAAAGUUCUACGACGAGAAUACUGGUAAAGAGCUUCCCGCCGAAGGUGUCAAGCAAGCUCGCAUGGAGGAGAUCCAAGUUAUCAAAGACAUGCAGGUUUGGGAGCCGAUUCCAAGACCCCCUGGCGAACGGGUCAUCGGCACCAGAUGGAUUGACAUCAAUAAGGGGGAUGAUCUUCGAAAGAAACUGCGCUCAAGGCUGGUAGCACAAGAACUGAAGAGGAAGAAAGGAGUCAACGAAGAUCCGAGCUGGACCGAGUUCUUUGCGGCGAUGCCGCCAUUGUCCUCAUUGAGGGCUCUAUUCACGUUGGCUACAACUGGGCGCGUACCCGGCCCAAACAAGAAAGCCUUCCACAUGAACGAGCAUGGUGAAGUAUGUGUGCUGUUCAUUGAUGUGAAGAAAGCUCACUUCUGGAGUCCAGUCAGGAGGCGACUCCUCGUGGAACUACCACCAGAAGCUGGGGAAGGACCUGACAAGGUCGGCCUUCUCAAAAGGAGUCUCUACGGAACCCGUGAUGCACCGAGCAACUGGGAACAUGCCAUCAAGAAAGUAAUGACCGACUUGGGUUUUAAGCAAGGGGUGUCCAACCCAUGUCUUUACUUUCACCCCGAGCAUAGCUUACGUUGCAAUGUGCAUGGAGACGACUUCACAGUCGUCGGGGGCUACAACAAGCUUCAAUGGUUGAUUGAGUCACUUCAGAAAGCGUGGACAAUUGAGGUGAGAGGAAUCUUGGCACGGCCCGGCUCGAGCCUGCCAGGAGUUACUCAUAGCAUCUCUGUGCUGAACAGAUUGGUCACGUGGACCAACGAAGGGAUUGAGAUGGAAGCCGAUCCUCGGCACGUGGACCUGGUGUUGGAACACCUGGGUUUGAAUAACUCCAGCCCUGUUACCACACCACUUGUUAAGAGCACAGGGGAUGAGGAUGAAAGUCCACUCUCCAAGGAAGAUGCUGGACUCUACCGGUCCAUAGCAAUGAGGAUUGGGUAUCUGUCAAGCGACAGACCCGAUAUGCUUCGGACUGUGAGGGAACUUGCUAAAGGCCUUAAGGAGCCCACUCAAUAUCACUGGAACCUGCUCAAGCGCGCAGGGAGAUACUUGAGAGGAGCGCCUCGCCUCGUGCAGCUUAUCCCUCACCAAGAAGGGUUCAGUGUCAUUCAAGGAUGGAGUGAUACAGAUCAUGCAGGAUGCGUUCGCACGAGAAAAUCCACAACCGGGACAGUCGUGCAACUAGGGAAGGCAGUCAUCAAAGCCACUGCGAAAGGGCAGGCAGUCAUAGCACUAUCCAGUGGGGAAGCUGAAUACUACGGCCUGAUAUCCACCACCAGCGCAUGCUUGGGUGAACAAGCAAUGUUGGCUGAUUGGGGCAUCAACUGCCCUGUGGUCAUCAACAUGGACGCCACCACGGGCAUAUCCAUUGGAAGCCGGAGAGGUCUUGGACGUGUGAAGCACAUCCACACCUGCUUCCUGUGGGUUCAAGAGGUGAUCGACUCUGGCCGAGUUAAGCUGAAGAAGGUCCCUACGGGAGAAAUGCUGGCUGACCUGAUGACAAAGCCUCUGGAUGCGAAACUCAUCCAGAAGUUCCUGCAAGGAAUGGGCUACAACAGCAGAGCGGGACGACAUCCUUUGGCCCUGAAGACGUGA
This is a messenger RNA of Symbiodinium sp. CCMP2592, 6441 nucleotides long. NCBI's taxonomy places the organism in Eukaryota, Dinophyceae, Suessiales, Symbiodiniaceae. The record is from the annotation of a GenBank genome assembly.